AUGCGCAGUCCGGGUCAUAGCUCCCGGGACCCGGAUGUACUUUCUUUCCAACAGCGGUGUCCGAGCAGCAGCAACAACAUGGGCAAGUUCAUGAAGCCUGGGAAGGUGGUGAUGGUCCUGGCUGGACGUUAUGCCGGACGCAAAGCUGUCAUCGUCAAGAACAUUGACGACGGUACGACCGACCGGCCGUACAGCCACGCUCUGGUCGCAGGCAUCGACCGUUACCCUCGCAAAGUCACCACCACCAUGGGCAAGAAGAAGAUUGCAAAGCGGUCAAAGAUCAAGGCCUUUGUCAAGGUCUUCAACUACAACCACCUCAUGCCCACCAGAUACUCUGUGGACAUCCCUCUGGACAAAACCGUGGUCAACAAAGACGUGUUCCGGGACCCAGCGCUCAAGAGGAAAGCCCGACGAGAGGCCAAGGUCAAGUUUGAGGAGAGAUACAAGACCGGCAAAAAUAAGUGGUUUUUCCAGAAGCUCCGAUUCUAA
Knipowitschia caucasica is the source of this 489-nucleotide messenger RNA. The record is from the annotation of a GenBank genome assembly. Lineage: Eukaryota; Metazoa; Chordata; Actinopteri; Gobiiformes; Gobiidae.